GCCGAAUGAACCCCUUGGGAAGCCUCUGGAUUAUUUAUAGACAACCUUAAUAUCAACAACACCUUCAUCGGUGUAUGGGCCUAUAUUUGAGUCUUUAUCGAAAGAUUUAGAAGGACGAGGAGGAACCAUGACCAUGGAUCACUGGAUGAGGGAUCUGCCAAGUGAAUUGCGCGACCUGUCCAUCAUCAAUCUGGCUAUUCCAGGUGCCCACAAUGCGAUGACAUAUGGCAUAAAUAGCAAGUCUGAACUAUCGCCAGAUGCGGAAACUUCCAUUAGGCGAUGGCAUCGCUUCUUUCCCUGCUUCGUCCGCCGUUGGAGCAAGACGCAAUCCUCUGGGGCAUUGGAGCAACUGGAGUUGGGCGUGCGGUACUUUGAUCUAAGGAUAGCCCAGAAAGAUGAGAAGUUUUACUACUGUCAUGGCCUCUUCGCCAUGGAGAUUUUCGAGCCGCUUUUAGAGAUUCGCCAGUUCGUGGACUCCCAUCCAGAGGAGGUGGUAAUCCUAGAUCUACAGCAUUUUUAUGCCAUGACAGUGGCUCAUCACCAGCAGCUGCACAAGGAUCUGAUCCAGUUCUUCGCACAUCGUCUGUACUCCACGGUAGAUGGUUCCCUCAAGAAUUGUACUCUGAAUAGAUGUUUAGAAAUGCAGCGCAGCGUGGUGGUCAUCUAUAGGCGAUGUCCCAUUCCGCUGCCGCUGAGAUUCUGGCCCAGUUAUGCGUGGCCCACGCCGUGGCCCAAUAAAGCGAGUGUCAAGAAGCUGCAAUCCUUUCUGGAGGACUCCCUACUCUCGCGACAGCCCCAACAGGGUUAUGUCUCCCAGUGCCUAAUCACGCCCACAGGCCGCUAUAUCGCCUUCCGGCUCUUCUUCACCCUAAAGAGCACAGCAAAACGGGUGGACAAGAAGCUACAGCCUUGGAUUCAGGAACAGAUUCCUGGUCCCUUUAAGCCAAACGACGAGCCCAGGGUAAAUGUGUUUCUGGCCGACUUCGUUAACCUCAAGGAUGGACAGUUCUGCGAUUGGGUAGUGAACCUAAACACAAAAUUACUGGAGCAAUUGGCUGGGGAUAGGGAUCUGGAGUCCACUUGAAAGCGUGGUAAGGGAGGGGCCCAAAGAUAAAGAAUUCCACUAUUGUGGGGAAGACCGAAGAAAGGGAAGGUUAUUAGCUUGUUGUAGUUUUAAUAUUUUUAUAAACCAAUAUUUGGAUUUUGCCACAACGCAUGAUACAAAGUUGUUCAAAACCCGUGAUAAGCUUUUGAAGAGGCAAUUUUUUAAAAACCAGAGCAUAUUAAAAAUCAGUUAUGUACAAGCUUGAUUUGAAUAUUAAGUUAUGAAGGACCAGAAAAAAAAUGAAAAUGCUUAGAACCAGCUAAACCAGUGGUUUAUUUGAUAAACGAUUUGUAAAUUGUUUUAUGACACCGCCGCAUAAAAUGUUUUUUU
Messenger RNA from Drosophila erecta, 1435 nucleotides. Its product is annotated as PI-PLC X domain-containing protein 2. The record is from RefSeq and is a predicted model, not a curated record. The coding region runs from base 128 to 1084 and encodes 318 amino acids. NCBI's taxonomy places the organism in Eukaryota, Metazoa, Arthropoda, Insecta, Diptera, Drosophilidae. Gene Ontology annotation, molecular function: phosphoric diester hydrolase activity. Gene Ontology annotation, biological process: lipid metabolic process. The transcript is spliced from 2 exons.